GUUCAUUUAAUAAGCCUGAGAUGCAGGGACGCGAAGCAGGGCGAUGGCGCAUAAUCGGCGCUAAUUAUACGCACAGGAGCAGAGUGAUGAUUGGACGGUAAGAUCGGGUUUUAAAAAAAACAACAGGAAGUUAAUAUACAUUGUUCAGCAUUCUAGUGUGUGUUAAUGUUUAACUCCCUCACCAGCCCUCAGUUACUGGGCGAGUUGGUGACAGACCACGGAGGGUUCUUUUCUCGUCUGGACCAGCCCGCCACGAUGAAGUCCCACGGCAACGCUGCUCUGAUUUCGUGCUGAACCCUUGGAAAGCGUAUGUGUGAGUUCGCGCCGCGCUAUGGCGAGCUUUCCUGAUAAAGUGAGCACGCAGACCAGUACGGGAACCCGCAGCACCGCACAUGGAACCAGGUUUUGUCCAAAAGGAAUCGACACAUACUUCCUCAAAUCCUUCUUGGGGAUAUUGAUGAUAGUGGAAUUAAUAUUUGGCUUGUUGGUGUGGGCGCUGAUUGCUAGUUCAAGAAUCCUGAAGGGCGACGAAGCAUUCGGAUGGGUGAUAUUUGUAGCCGUCUUCCUGUGGAUUCUCACCUUAAUUUUCUUCCUUUUCUACCUGCUGAAGCUGCCUUCAAAACUCCCAGCGAUGCCAUGGCAACAUGUGCGGCUCUAUUUUAAUUUGGGUGCCACAGUCCUGUAUUUAACUGCCUUCAUCACUAACGCAUCCUCAGUGGACCCGACGUCCUUUCGUGGGUCCUACAGAUACAAUAACAGAGCAGCCAGUGCGUUCUUUGCGGGUGUGGUGAUGAUUUCAUAUGGACUGAGUACUUUCCAUUCCUGCCUACGUCUGUACAGCAAUCAGGACAACGCAGCAACGAGUCAGGCAGCUGGUAAUAAUUUGGCAUAAUCUCACUUGCUGAAUCACCCUCUCUCAAAAGCCCGAACCAAGUGUGUUGUUUUGGCUCUAGAAACACUCUCUGCUCUAGCUCCACGUUAAAGGUUGUGAGUUCUCUGCUGUUAUCAAGGAUAAGCAAAUUUAUUGUAUUUUUUUAAAUUUUAAAUUGCUUUGAUUUCACUUUUGGGAUUAUUACAGUUUUUCUCAAAACCUGAUGUGGUCUCCACACAACUUCCAGUUUUGCCUUUAUGAGAGCCAAUUGCAGCUGAAGCACCCUACCAACAAAACAGUCCUGAGCGUGGUUUACAAGUAUGAUUAGUUAGGAAAUGAUCAGUGUUAUAAAACAGAUAAAGAUUGCAGGUGCUCAACAGUGCAAGCAAGAAAAGAGAACUUCCCAAUUGUUAGCCUGUGCUGAUUUGGCUGAGGAGGCAUUUUAGGUGGACCCUAGUAUGUUGCCCUUUUGAUUGAAUACACUGCCUGCACCCGGCACUGCAAAUUUUUACCUAUAAAUGUAACUCGCACCUCAGCAUCAGUACAAAGUGAAAUUAUAUUGAGAUCUGCUUUCCUGAGGGAACGGUCAUAAUUAUUGUUUUUUAAAGUUAAUGGUUUUGCAGAAAGGAGGUGAGGAUGUGAGGGAUGAGUCUUGUCUUUGCUAUGGAGAGCACAGGCCAGAUUCAGAAGUCAAAUUUACUGAGGCACCUGAAACUCUGCACAUGCUCUUAGGCUACAAAUGGCAUAUCACCUGGGGAGCUUCAACAAUGGCAUGCAUUAAAUGGCACUUGUGAAUCUUCAUAUCUUAACCAAGUGACUUCCCAGAGGAAUAAUGGGAAAACAAAACACCUAGCAUAGAAUAUAGUGAUGGCGACCAAAAGCUCGGCCAAAGUAGUGCCUUGAAAUGAGGAGAGCAAACUGAAGCAGCAGAUGGAAUGAGGAAUAGAAUUACAGAACAAUGGACCUUGGUGGUUGAAGAUAUGUUUUCUAGUAUGAGUAAAGGGGAAGAGGAUGAAGAAGUGACAGGCAGAAGAAUGGUGAGAGAUUAAGCCACAUGGUUGGAGAAAGCUUAAGACUCAGCAGUGCCAGAGUUGUAGCCAUGAACAACAGUAGGAAGGAAAGAAGUGGUAUUUAAGCAUUAAACAAACUGCACACUUGUGCCUUUCAAAACAAUUAGUGGUUGGUAAGAAAAAAUAAACGAUUCAGGAAUUACGACAACAAACUUUCAAAAUGGAUCAUAUUCCCCUCCAAAUUUUAAUUUUGCUUAUUUAAAAUCUAAAGAACCAUUUUUAUCUUAAAUCAAACUGAAGAUAGCAAAGAAGAUUGUGUGGUUAUUCAUUUGGUAGAGGUUAGGGUUUUUGUUGUGUAUAUUCUACAGGUAUAUUUUUUAAAAAGUAUGAAGUUAUAUUUUGCCUGUUCCUGUUAUGCUUUAUUAUGUACAUGUUGCUGUGCUAAUUGUCUUCUGGAUUUUUUAUGAUUGCAAAAUAUAAACCAAAACUUUUAGCGAUAAAACAGUAGUUUUAGUGGUCAAUUUAUUUUACUUGGAAUAUUUAAAAAUAAAUUUAAAAUGUGGUACUUUGACAUUUCAAGUAUAUUAAAUAAAUGAACUAUACUGUAUUUAUAUAAAGAGUUUCAUCUAGUAAUGUACUGAAUAAAAAUCAAUGAUCUGUACCAAU
Molecule: messenger RNA, 2547 nt
Organism: Hypanus sabinus (Atlantic stingray)
Lineage: Eukaryota; Metazoa; Chordata; Chondrichthyes; Myliobatiformes; Dasyatidae
Product: plasmolipin-like
Exons: 4
Coding region: 332-892 (186 amino acids)
Biological process (GO): myelination
Cellular component (GO): membrane
Molecular function (GO): structural constituent of myelin sheath
Source: RefSeq, a predicted model, not a curated record